CUUCCAUCCGUCUCUCUCUUCUCCUACUACCACAACCCUCUCAUCAUGGCUCCCCUCAACCUCCCCGCCGGCGUCCUCUACGGAAAGGACGUGAGGACUUUGCUCGACCACGCCCGCGAGAACAACUACGCCAUCCCCGCCAUCAACGUGACCUCGUCGUCGACUGCCAACGCCGCACUUGAGGCCGCUCGCGACAACAAGGCCCCCAUCAUCCUCCAGGUCUCGCAGGGUGGUGCCCACUUCUUCGGCGGCAAGGGCCUCGCCAACGGUAAGGACCAGGCCGGUUCGAUCGCCGGCUCGGUCGCUGCCGCCCACUUCAUCCGUGCCAUUGCCCCCGCCUAUGGCAUCCCCGUCAUCCUCCACACCGACCACUGCGCCAAGAAGCUCCUUCCCUGGUUCGACGGUAUGCUCAAGGCCGACGAGGAGCACUUUGCCAAGACCGGCGUGCCCCUCUUCUCGUCGCACAUGCUCGACCUCUCGGAGGAGACCAACGAGGAGAACAUUUCGACCUGCGCCAAGUACUUUGAGCGCAUGGCCAAGAUGGACCAGUGGCUCGAGAUGGAGAUUGGCAUCACCGGUGGUGAGGAGGACGGUGUCGACAACACUGGUGUCGACAAUGCCUCGCUCUACACCCAGCCCGAGGUCGUCUUUGAGGUCUACAAGGCCCUCGCCCCCAUCUCGCCCAACUUCUCGAUCGCCGCCGCCUUCGGCAACGUCCACGGUGUCUACAAGCCCGGAAACGUCAAGCUCCAGCCCAAGCUCCUCGCCGACCACCAGAAGUACGCUGCGGAGCAGCUCAAGGGCAAGGGCGGUGACAAGCCUCUCUACCUCGUCUUCCACGGUGGCUCGGGUUCGACCGAGGACGACAUCCGUGUUGCCGUUACCAACGGUGUUGUCAAGAUGAACGUCGACACCGACACCCAGUGGGCGUACCUCCUCGGCAUCCGUGACUACGUGCUCAACAAGAAGGACUACCUCAUGACCCAGGUCGGCAACCCCGACGGCGAGGACAAGCCCAACAAGAAGUACUACGACCCCCGUGUCUGGAUCCGUGAGGGUGAGAAGACCAUGGUCAAGCGUGUCAUUGAGGCGUGCGACCACCUUGGCAACAAGGACCGCCUGUAAGCGGCAUUGUCAUAGUGCCCGAGGGCGUUGAGGGAGCUCGUCCGGGAUGACGUCGGUAGUAAAAGAGUCUGUAGUCGUUGUUGCAUCACAUAGCAGAGG
Cutaneotrichosporon oleaginosum is the source of this 1224-nucleotide messenger RNA. RefSeq lists its product as uncharacterized. The record is from RefSeq and is a predicted model, not a curated record. Gene Ontology annotation, molecular function: zinc ion binding; fructose-bisphosphate aldolase activity. Gene Ontology annotation, biological process: glycolytic process; gluconeogenesis. Lineage: Eukaryota; Fungi; Basidiomycota; Tremellomycetes; Trichosporonales; Trichosporonaceae. Gene Ontology annotation, cellular component: cytosol.